This is a messenger RNA of Olea europaea var. sylvestris, 1011 nucleotides long. RefSeq lists its product as uncharacterized. The record is from RefSeq and is a predicted model, not a curated record. Lineage: Eukaryota; Viridiplantae; Streptophyta; Magnoliopsida; Lamiales; Oleaceae. The transcript has a single exon. Bases 1 to 1011 code for a protein of 336 amino acids.
AUGAGGCUUGAUUCGAGCCUCGACUCAGUUCCCCCGAGCUUUGAGCCUAGUCGACUCGAACUUUUUUUGAGCCGAGCUACGGGCGGUCCGAGCCGACGAGCCCAAUUUCCAUCCCGGCCACUAUGGAAUAACAUCAUGGAGUGUAGAUCCAAUUAUUCCAUGCCAUGGAUGGUUUGGGGUGAUUUCAAUAAUGUGCUUAAAUUCAAUGAAAAGUGCUAUGGGGCAAAUGUAACUCCUUAUGAAGUGAAAGAUCUUGAGAAUUGUUGCUUGAGUGUUGGACUUGUAGAUUUGAGAUCGAUUGGAUGCUUCUACACUUGGACUAAUGGCUCGAUUUGGAGCAAACUUGAUAGGGCCAAGGUGAAUGAAUUUUGGAUGCAGGGGGUUUUAAUAGCUUUGCUAAUUUUCCUCCAUCGAGGUGCCUUUCCAACCACUCACCUUGCAUUGUAUCACUCUUCGGGGAAGAAAAACAUUUCUUUUAGAUUUUUCAAUAUGUGGACCAAUCAUGAAGAUUUCCAUUAUGUGGUAUCUAAUAUUUGGAAUCAAGUUGUUCGUGAUACCAAACAAUUUUUGCUCUGUAAGAAGUUGCAAGGUCUUAAAGGGGUACUAAAUAAGCUCAAUAGCAAACAUUUUGCACACAUAUCUUCAUGGGGCGAACAUGCUUCAAAGAAAUUGGAAUUGGCGCAAAAGGAUUUACAUGGUGACCCUACUAAUUCUCAAUUACAAAGUGAUGCAGCACGGUUGAGAAAAGAAGCUAUGGUACUUGGUGAAGCAAAAAGGAACUUUUAUUAUCAACAAGCAAAGUGUGUAUACUUGAAAGAAGGUGAUAAAUGCACAAAGUUCGUCCACUCGUUGGUCAAGAGAAAUGCUAAAAGGAACCAUAUUCCAGCUGGUAUUAAAAGGGAUGGUACAUACUCUUCUUCUCAAAAGGAAGUAGUGGAUAAUUCAUUCACUUUUAUAGUGAAUUGUUGGGACAAAGUAGUUUUGUCCAGCCUUUUAAUGCUGAAAUUUUGA